This is a messenger RNA of Caenorhabditis elegans, 1735 nucleotides long. It is a transcript of the gene Y54G11A.3, whose product is annotated as RNA helicase. NCBI's taxonomy places the organism in Eukaryota, Metazoa, Nematoda, Chromadorea, Rhabditida, Rhabditidae. Gene Ontology annotation, cellular component: P granule. Bases 94 to 1608 code for a protein of 504 amino acids. Gene Ontology annotation, molecular function: ATP binding; RNA helicase activity; nucleic acid binding. The record is from RefSeq and is marked reviewed. The transcript has 6 exons.
GUAGUCGGCGCAAAACGAAUUGUCAUCACAAUUUUCGAUUCUUAAUUGAAAUUAGCGGAAAAUCACAUAAUAUUUUAAAAUAUUUCAAGAAAAAUGUUGACUCUAGUUCAAAAACCAGCCGAGCCAGAACCGCUGAAAACGAUCGAAAGCUCAAUCGAAGAUCGUUUGAAGGAUGAGAAUUUCAGUUGGAUGAAGCCGAUCGUGAGAGAUCUCUACAAAAUCCCGAACGAGCAGAAAAAUCUGUCACCAGAGCAGCUGCAGGAGCUCUACACGAAUGGUGGAGUGAUGAAAGUCUACCCAUUCAGAGAGGAGUCCACGGUGAAGAUUCCGCCGCCAGUGAACUCGUUCGAGCAAGCUUUUGGCAGCAAUGCUUCAAUUAUGGGAGAAAUCCGUAAGAACGGCUUCGAAAAGCCAUCACCAAUCCAAUCACAAAUGUGGCCACUGCUUCUCUCCGGACAGGAUUGCAUUGGAGUCUCUCAGACCGGAUCAGGAAAAACGCUGGCGUUUCUUCUUCCCGCACUGCUUCACAUUGAUGCACAACUUGCUCAGUAUGAGAAGAACGACGAGGAGCAGAAGCCCUCGCCAUUCGUCUUGGUUCUCAGUCCAACUCGCGAGCUGGCUCAGCAGAUCGAAGGAGAGGUGAAGAAGUACAGUUAUAAUGGAUAUAAGAGCGUUUGCCUGUAUGGAGGAGGAUCCAGACCGGAGCAAGUCGAGGCUUGUAGAGGAGGAGUUGAAAUUGUUAUCGCCACUCCAGGACGUCUCACGGAUCUUUCCAAUGAUGGAGUCAUCUCACUCGCAUCCGUCACAUAUGUGGUUCUUGACGAGGCCGAUAGAAUGCUGGAUAUGGGCUUCGAAGUAGCUAUUCGUCGCAUUCUAUUUGAAAUCCGUCCUGAUCGGCUCGUCGCAUUGACCAGUGCUACCUGGCCAGAAGGUGUCAGAAAGCUUACUGAUAAAUACACAAAGGAGGCCGUGAUGGCUGUAAAUGGAAGUCUGGAUUUGACUUCAUGCAAAAGUGUCACCCAAUUCUUCGAAUUCGUGCCACACGACAGCCGAUUCCUCCGUGUCUGCGAAAUCGUCAAUUUCUUGACAGCAGCUCACGGUCAAAACUACAAAAUGAUCAUCUUUGUGAAAUCAAAGGUGAUGGCAGAUCAUUUAUCGUCGGAUUUCUGCAUGAAAGGAAUCAAUUCGCAAGGACUUCACGGUGGAAGAUCUCAAUCUGAUCGCGAAAUGUCGCUGAAUAUGCUGCGAUCUGGAGAAGUUCAAAUUCUGGUUGCCACCGAUUUGGCCAGCAGAGGAAUCGAUGUGCCGGACAUUACUCACGUUCUCAACUACGAUUUCCCAAUGGAUAUCGAGGAAUAUGUGCAUCGUGUCGGCCGAACCGGACGAGCUGGCCGCAAGGGAGAAGCCAUGAGCUUCCUUUGGUGGAAUGAUCGCUCAAACUUCGAGGGAUUGAUCCAGAUUUUGGAAAAAUCUGAACAAGAGGUGCCGGAUCAGCUGAGACGGGACGCCGAGAAAUAUCGUCUGAAGUGUCAAAGCGGCCGUGAUGGCCCACGUCCCAGCUUCCGCAACAACAAGAACAAGAACUCGAACUUCCAAGCAUCCUAUUAACUCGUUUUAAAAUUCCAUGCAUGUACCUUUAAAUUCGUUGUUUUCCCCCGGUACUUUUUUAUUUAUCUGUUUCAUUCAUCUCGUGUUGAUUUUUUUAGUGAAUAAAUUCACAAAAAGUUUUAAAAUU